Messenger RNA from Neurospora crassa OR74A, 965 nucleotides. RefSeq lists its product as hypothetical. The transcript is spliced from 2 exons. The coding region runs from base 344 to 562 and encodes 72 amino acids. NCBI's taxonomy places the organism in Eukaryota, Fungi, Ascomycota, Sordariomycetes, Sordariales, Sordariaceae. The record is from RefSeq and is a predicted model, not a curated record.
CUUUUUUUUUUUCGUUUUCUCACUGUGCUUACCUCUAAGCAUCCGUCCUCCUCACGAUCCUUCAUACUACUCCAUAGGACGCACCACCUGGCAAACAAGGUUAAAUACAACGUCGUGCCCACCGUCCCAUCUUGGCCAUCUCCUCUUUCUCCAGUCUGUAGAGCUUGCCUCCCCCACAGCUUCCUCAACCAGCCCAACUCAGGCACUUGGCUACUCGGCUCGUCAUCGACAUCGAUAUCAUACCUUGGGUUCGACUUUCACUACUAGACUGCCGACUGUCUGAUCCUCGCAAUCAGCACACCAACACCGCCAACUGUUCAACAAAACACCAAUAUCAGUCAAGAUGUGCGACUACACUCAACGGGAAUACUCGUGCGGCCACUUCCGCUGGAUCGCGUCCAAGUGGUGCAGAGACUACACCAUCACCCACAAGCGCUGCCAACCCAACGUCACCCACUUUGAGUACAGGCAGGAGGAGCUAUGCGGCGAAUGCAAGCCCAAGACAUACCCUCCCUGGGAGAGCAUGAUCAAGCGCACCAGCAAGCAGCAAACUUACCUUUGAGCGCAUCAUGCUUCUGGCGAUAACAGACAAAAACACCACUUCCCCACCGAAGCCCGCAAUCGCAUCGACGAUGAGUGGCAUUCAAGGCAGUACGGCAAUGUGAGGUUACUACAUAGGUAUACCCGGGGAAUCUGGGGAUACCGCAAUCGGGCGAUGACAAGCCAAGCGCCAACCACCUCGAUUUGAACAUCUUCGACAAACGAGAGAACGAGACUGGAGCGGAAACAUCGACAACGGCGGCGACAGAAAUGCGAAAAUGGGUCAACCACUGCCGAAAGCACAUGGCCCCGGGCCCGUACAUCAAAAUCACCGAAAGCGGCAGUUCGGCCGUUUCCAUGCGACAACAACAACGGCCAUACGCAACGCGAGCCCCAUGCAGAAUCAAGACAACGAUAGGUACUUG